CUCAACUCUCUGAUUUAUAGUUUCACAAAGAGUUUUCUUUCCACAUUGAAGAUCGCAGGUGUGUCAAAGAAGUCAAGGAAAUAGCCAUGAAUGCCCCCAUAAAAGUCAUCGUCAAAAAUCAGGAAGGAAAUAAGUUGGUUUUCCAGGUCAAACGUGACGUCAAGCUAAGGAAAGUUUUGAAUUUGUAUUGUGAGAAACAAGUUCUGCAAUAUGGGACUGUUAAUUUCUUAAUUAAUGGAGAACGCUUCGAUCAUGACCUUACUCCUAAUGAAGUUAAAUUAGAGGAAGGAGAUGAAAUCGAUGCAUUGUUACCCGCGAAUGGAGGCGGUCAUCCUUCAUGAAUGUUUUAAGAUUGCUUGUAAUCCAAAUCAAACUUAAGUUUUGGAUGGAUGAAAUUAAUCAGGGGAUGUUUGAAAA
Pistacia vera is the source of this 417-nucleotide messenger RNA. Its product is annotated as small ubiquitin-related modifier 2-like. The record is from RefSeq and is a predicted model, not a curated record. The transcript is spliced from 4 exons. Bases 87 to 341 code for a protein of 84 amino acids. Gene Ontology annotation, biological process: protein sumoylation. Gene Ontology annotation, cellular component: nucleus. Gene Ontology annotation, molecular function: ubiquitin-like protein ligase binding; protein tag activity. NCBI's taxonomy places the organism in Eukaryota, Viridiplantae, Streptophyta, Magnoliopsida, Sapindales, Anacardiaceae.